GAAAAAAAAGCAGCUAGGCAGGUAGCUAAGAAGCUAAGCUAAGGGCUCAGUGAAAAUGGUGUCCGUCAGCUUCAAGAUCCAUGGAGCCGUUGCUGCUCUCCUCCUGGGCUCCCUCCUCCUCUGUUCCGGUGCGUCCAUGGACGAGCCGGCUGCCUACAAGCACGUCGCUCCAGCUCCGGCGCCGGCGCCGAUCCAGCCGGUGAUCAUCGUCCAGGGUCUCAUCUACUGCAAGUCCUGCAACCUCCGCGGCUACAACGCCGGCAUGGACGCCUCGCCUCUCGCCAACGCGACGGCGAAGCUGGUGUGCUACGGGAGCAAGGGCGGGUACAGGGUGCUGAACAUGACGAGCACGGCGACGGACGAGAGCGGCUACUUCCUGGUGAUGGUGUACGACCUGUCCAUGUUCAGCCGGCGCAGCUGCCGGGUGUACCUCCGCACCUCGCCCACGCCGCUCUGCGACGCGCCCUUCCUCCCGGCCGACGCCUCGCUGGGGAUCGUCCUCAAGAGGGAGGAGGUGAGGCCGUCGUCGCCGGCGGGCGUGCGCGGCGUCUACAGCGCCAGGACCGCGCUCAUGUACGCGCCGCGCAAGGGCGGCAAGUGCCCCGCCUACAACUACUGAGGAGUGAGGACGGACACGCACACGCCCGCACCUGAUGAGAUGGGCAAGUGUUGUGGGUCGCCGUGGUAUGGUAUGACCACGAACGUAGUCGGGGACUCGGAGACAAUAAUAAGCCGAGAUUGUUGUCGCGUAGGUUUGGGUCGUUUUAGUUGGUUUGGGUCUAGUUUGUAAUCCAUCGAGUACUUGUUGUGGUUUGAAUUUGAAGUUGUUUCCAUGUUGAUCCGUAGAAUGAAUGAGUG
Molecule: messenger RNA, 858 nt
Organism: Triticum dicoccoides
Lineage: Eukaryota; Viridiplantae; Streptophyta; Magnoliopsida; Poales; Poaceae
Product: pistil-specific extensin-like protein
Exons: 2
Coding region: 56-619 (187 amino acids)
Cellular component (GO): cell periphery
Source: RefSeq, a predicted model, not a curated record